AAAUCAGGGACUAUGUUUUCGUCAUAAACUCUUAGAACCCAACACAUCAAUAAAUCAGUAAUAUCUGAGAGAUUCUGGCUAUGGCGGCCGAGGAAGAACUUGACAUCACAGUCUCUUCGUCCCUUCACAUGGUCUCUGCAUUUCUCGCCAUGGAACCACCCAACGUCGUAAUCUCCUUCGCCAGGGAGUUUGGAGAAGGUUCCAUCACCGAGAGUGUACAGAGUUGCAUUUGGCACCACUGUAUUACCAAAGCUGAUUUGAAGUGGCAAGGGCCUUACUUGAAAAGGUUUCUCAAGAAAUUAAUUCUUGAAAUCGAGUCGAGCGGCGGCCUCGUUCUGGAUGAAUUGUACGAACAGUACGCUUCUUACAUGAUUUCUUUACAGAAUAAUGAUGGCAAUAAAGAGAACUUUAGAGUCUUGAAAACAAUCUCCUUUCUUUUCCCUAAUGAGUCUUCUGGAAUCGUAAGUUGUCCGAAGUCAAUGAAGUUCGAGGUUCGACUUCAGUGUUCAGUCAACAUGCUUGAAGGAGAUACUGGGUGCUCUAUUUGGCCAUCAAGUCUUUUCCUGUCAGAAUUUAUACUUUCUUUCCCAGAAAUAUUCGCGAAUAAAUGUUGCUUUGAGGUUGGUUCAGGGGUUGGAUUGGUUGGCAUCUGUCUGUCCUAUGUAAAAGCGUCUAAGGUGAUUCUAAGUGAUGGUGAUUUGUCAACUUUAGCAAACAUGAAGGUUAAUUUGGAACUGAACCACCUGAGUACACACGACCCUGUACAUCAUAAGAAGGUACAUUGUGUUUGUUUGCCAUGGGAAUCCGCCUCAGAGGAUGAUCUCCAAUGCUUUGCCCCCGACAUAAUUUUGGGUGCUGAUAUUAUUUACGAUCCCUCAUGCCUUCCUCAUCUUGUUCGUGUCCUGUCCCUUCUUCUGAAGCACAACAAACAUUCACAUGCUGAAGUUGGAGCUCGUCGUGAAUUGGAUAGUCUGCCAGCUGAUAAACUUCUGCGGCAUCCUCUAGGCAAAGGUCCCGUUGCAUACGUUGCUUCUGUGAUUCGUAACGCCGAAACGUUCAACUAUUUUCUAGCACUGGCUGAACAGGCGAAGCUCGUGGUCACAGAUCUCACAGAAAAGGUGGAAGUAUCUAAGUUUCUUCCUUACUUGAGAUCGUAUCAGCGAUCUAGCAUAAGGAUAUUCAGAAUUCAUGUAUAAACGGUAACCAAGUUCUUGCCUUCUCCUGCAUUUCAGGCUUCUAUGAACUAAUUUAUAAUUUCAUUUGGUAUCAGAAUUGUUCGUCAGUUGUACUAACUUAAGGUUCUGUACUCUAAAUUACAUCAUUGAUUUCCUAUUGCAUAAGAUGGAUUUGUUGUCUGAUUCAACGAAUUUUGUGAAAUUAAAUGUCCUUCAAUUUAAAAUUGUGGAAAUG
Sesamum indicum (sesame) is the source of this 1410-nucleotide messenger RNA. RefSeq names its product S-adenosyl-L-methionine-dependent methyltransferases superfamily protein. The record is from RefSeq and is a predicted model, not a curated record. Lineage: Eukaryota; Viridiplantae; Streptophyta; Magnoliopsida; Lamiales; Pedaliaceae.